This is a messenger RNA of Cottoperca gobio, 4463 nucleotides long. RefSeq names its product ubinuclein 2b (gene ubn2b). NCBI's taxonomy places the organism in Eukaryota, Metazoa, Chordata, Actinopteri, Perciformes, Bovichtidae. The coding region runs from base 356 to 3919 and encodes 1187 amino acids. The transcript has 17 exons. Gene Ontology annotation, cellular component: nucleus. Gene Ontology annotation, biological process: chromatin organization. The record is from RefSeq and is a predicted model, not a curated record.
GCCCAGCCACUGAAUAAUGAUAAUAAUGAUCAAGAUGGCUACUACAGAAUCCUCCUUGCGGUAGCCAGCCUCCAAUUUCAUGGAAGCACUCAAAACUGCUAUUUCUCACUCUUUAAGUCCCUCGUAGGUGACGGGGGCUCUGCCAGGGAUACUACUAUAUGGAUUAAUACGGGCUGAAAGGAGAUAAAAGUAACUGUGUUGCCUGCAGCACUCAUUCUGAGGAAGCUAGCUAGCAGAGCAACUAGCUAGCUCUACUUGACGACCAUCUCCAGGUUUAGCUUUCCAGCCAGCGGCGGCUCAGAGGAGUGCGGCGCUCCCCGUUUUGCGUGCCCGGUCGUCGCACGGAGAGCGUCAAAUGGCAGAGCCGAGGAAAGUACCGUUCGUCACCAUCUCAUCCUUCAACACCUCGCCGCCCACCCCGGAGUCCAGCAAAAAGCGCCGCCGUGAAGAUGAGGCCGUCGAAAUCACUUUUGGGAAAGAUGGAGAUGGGGGUGUAAGUGCCGUGGCGGUCGGGUCAGGAGGUGGCGGAGGUCCGUUCGGUAAUGUAACCACGACAGGAGGCGAUGCCGAGACCGCGGAGGCGAAACCUUCAGUCCGCCUCAACCUCCCGCUGGCCGAGCCAAAUGACCGGGCGUCCUCUGAGUUCAACUACGGAGAGCUGGUCAACUCAACUCUUACUCAGGUAAAGCAUGCAAGUUCAACCGUCCCUAAAGGACUCACUCCUCCCCUUGACCCCAACGACCCCUUUGCUGACGAUGACCGGGAGAGACGGCAGGUAGAAGAGAUGGCCAAGAAAUUUGAGAACAAAUAUCAGGGUAGUGUCCCAAAGAAGAAGAAGAAGGACAGGAUGCAGGAUCUCAUUGACAUCGGCUAUGGCUAUGAUGAGACUGACCCCUUCAUAGACAAUUCAGAGGCUUAUGACGAGCUAGUGCCGGCCUCUCUCACCACAAAACAUGGAGGCUUCUACAUCAACACAGGCACGCUGCAGUUCCGAGCAGCAUCGGACUCUGAGGGAGAAAAUGCAGGCACAGAGGAUAAUCGCUUCAAGCAGAAGAUGAAAGAUGGUGAGGAGCGGGUGAUAAAGAAACGUCGGAAAAAGCAAGAUGGUGGAAUACUGGAGGACAAGAAACCCAGAAAGAAUAAAGUACCAAAGGCCGGAGUUUCAGCCCUAAAUGUUCAUCGGCCAGAAAAGAAAAAGAGGAAGAAGCUGAUGAAGGAUUCUCUCCACCUGGCCAACAUGCUGCGUCGCUUCACCAGGGAGAAGGAGGAGAUGCGCAAGAAGAACUACACUGCUGCCCACCUGACACGUCCCACCGCCAAAGUGCCCAACGCCAACAUCGUACUCCUCAAUAGCCAGACCAAGGCCGCUGGCGGCAACGAAUGCAACAUGGCCGACCUGGCCGCAGACCCAGCUGUGAUGUCACUGCUGGGCACGGCCAAUAAUGACAUACUGCAGGACAUGAUGGGCGACCUGGACUUUGGGAUGCUGGACUCCCCUCAGCCCUCCAGUCCUCUCCAGGGAGAGAACGGUGCCUUCGGGAUGGGACAUAAAGCAGGUGUUGGCAGAGUGUCGCAGGGUGUGAUGGCCCCCCCUCCUCUGCCCAGCGGACUCCCUGCCCCACUCAUAAAGCGCAUAGAAGACUUGAGAGCGGCGUCCCGUCUGUUCGAUGCAGAGGGCAGGAAGAAAUUCUUCACUCUGGACAUGAACAACAUCCUGCUGGAUAUUGAGUUGCAGGUUCAGGAGCAGCCUGGGGAGGUGCGUUCAGUGGUCUACUCUCACCUGGAGGCCUUUGUGCCCUGCAACAAAGAGGCUCUGCUCAAACGCCUUAAGAAGCUCAGCCUCAACAUACAGGAUGACCGUCUCCGAACGCCCCUGCUGAAGCUGAAACUGGCAGUGUGCAGCGUGAUGCCGGAGCAGAUUGCUCGAUACAACAUGGACUGUAUCGCUAAAGUGGCAAAGCAGCAGUCGGGGGAGGCAGAGAAGAACGGGUCGGAGGAUGAUGAUGAGGAGAAACCAGGGAAGAGGGUGAUGGGCCCUCGAAAGAAGUUUGUCUGGGACGACAAACUCAGGUUAUUGCUGUGUAACCUGGUGCGGGUGAAGCUGGGCUGCUAUGAGCUGGAAGGCAAGAACUCGCUGUCUCUAGAAGACUACCUCAAAGCCUUCAUGGAGACUGAAGUGAAACCUCUCUGGCCUAAAGGCUGGAUGCAGGCCAGGAUGUUGUUCAAAGAGAGCAUCAUGGCUCAUGGUCAUAUCACAGGCUACACGGCAAAGAAAAAGAUGGUGUCUACUGCCAAGGCCAAGCCAAAGGAGGCGGUGUGGGUUCAGCGGGCCACACCUUCAGCAGGCGCCACUCUGUCCCCUGCAGCCCAGGUUGCCAAGCGACAACCUCAGUCACCGUCUGAGACCAUAUGUCUGGACUCCCUCGACGAGCAUCUGAAGGCUCCCUGCCUGGACUCCAUUUCCCAGGCCCUGGCCAUCCUCGGCAACGCAGCCAAGGGCCUCGCCCACGGGGACAACCCCCCAUCCCCGGACAGACCCAAAAUCACCGCCAAGCCCUCCCCGCUCCAUGCGUCGCCACUCAUCCUGCAGCAGAAAAAGACCUCCGUCAGCUCUCCCAGCUCCAACGCACUUCACUACAUCUCUACCUCUUCGUCUCCCUCCACCCCUCUGUCUCGGCCUCUGUCCAUCACGUCUGCCCCUCUGCCCUCAGUGAGGGUGGAUGGGAUGGGGGUCGUUAAGGGCAUGGUGCAGGCGCACAGACACUCAGUGUUGAGCACUCCGAGGACUUUGGCCGUGGGUGUGGCUAAAGCCAACAUGCCUGCCUCAGCGUUGCCACCUAAACCGCGUCCACCACCCACCGCGUCUCCGCUCGUGGCCCCAGGAUCAAAGCCGGGGGUCUCCACUCUGACUUCUGGCCUCCUCAAAGGCAGCAAUAAUAAAGCCAACUGUGGUGACACCAUCAUCAUCACAUCGCCUCAGUCUCGUGCACACACCCUAUUAUCCUCCUCACACAUGAUCCCCAAAACCUUCCAGACGCCGCGCAUACCCCACACCCCGCUGACUAAAUCCUCCCCCUCCCUCUCUCAGACUCUCUCUGGAGUUCAGCCCCAGCCGCAGUCUAACUUCAUCACCCCUAUGCACGCCACUCUCACCAAGUCCACCCACAGCAGCAUCGUCAAACUGACUCCCCGAACCCUCAACCCCAUUUUGACCACCUCACCCUCCAUCUCUCAAAGCCCCCGGUCUCAGGCAACCCCCAUCAUACACCAGUACUCUGCCAAAAGCCCAGCAGGGUUCCGCCUGCCAUUCUCAGGUGCCCAAGGAGGAGCAACCAAGCUGGGGCAAGUCAGCUACACUCCUCUAGGUGGCCAGAAGACCCCCAACAACAACAGCACCACCAACACCAGCCUUAUUAACACCAUAUCCAUAAGCAAGCAUUCAGGAACCUGUGCCUCCCCCACGAUAGCCUCAGCCAACCCAGGCCAGCGUCAGAGGCCGGGGGGCGGGACACCUCAGGGGGCCAAGCUGGUCGUGUCUGUCCCAUCGUCAUCUGUCUCUUCUCAGUUGCCACAGGUCUCCACAGCAGGUAGCGGCGGCCUGCUCGGCUCAGCCUCGUCUCUUCCCUUGGGGUUCGGGAUGCUUGGGGGCCUGGUGCCCGUAUCCCUGCCCUACCAGUUCCCCCAGCUGCUAAACCUGCCCCCACUGGGCACAGCAGGCUCCAGUACAGCAGCCAGUGGCUCUGCAGCCAGUAGCAAUGCAUCGUUCUCUACCCUGACCCAGAAUCUGUAUAAGAGUCUCCAGUCAGGGUCUCAGGUUGCUCUGCCUCCUCACUUGCAGCUCGCUUUCUCAGAACUGCAUUAUUCCUGUCCAGAUGUCAGUCAAAGCCAGGGAGGAGAUGCUAAGAGGAAGACUCUAUGAUACCGCUGGAUUUUAACGCCCAGCGGAUGCUGACUAAUGAAAUGACGUGUUGGGACGAAUCAGGAUGGAGCACGACAGAUCACUCUGUUAGUGGUCUGAAGGAGGACUGGGUUACACAACCUUUCAAAAAAAAAAUGAUUUGAUAACUUUUAAAUACUAUUCUUCAUAGAAAUGUUAAAUGAAAUGACAAAUACAGUUUGUCAAUGUUUACAAGAUAGACCUAUAUCACUGUGGACAGGGAGAAGGAUUGAAUGGGAUUUUUGUGUGUGUGUGUGUGUGUGUGUGUGUGCGCGAGGGUUUGAAUGCUUUUGGUAGGUGGGAUUGAAAGUGUGCCUUUUGUAUGUCUCCCUCUCUGAUGCAUGGUCAGUUUGUCUAUUUGGUGCUGUUUUUAUCAUAUUGUAAUUAUCACUGAUACUUGUAAGAAAUGUAAACUGCAAAUAGAAUGAGCUUUUUUUUCCCAUGAGAGCUGUACAUUUUUUUCAUUGUACUUUGAAUUUCUGUAUAGAACUCGAACCUGCUUUUAAUUAAAUUGUUCCCUUCACAA